Molecule: messenger RNA, 4588 nt
Organism: Sander lucioperca (pikeperch)
Lineage: Eukaryota; Metazoa; Chordata; Actinopteri; Perciformes; Percidae
Gene: dld
Product: deltaD
Exons: 12
Coding region: 501-2924 (807 amino acids)
Biological process (GO): establishment or maintenance of epithelial cell apical/basal polarity; heterophilic cell-cell adhesion; cell communication
Cellular component (GO): plasma membrane; protein-containing complex
Molecular function (GO): calcium ion binding
Source: RefSeq, a predicted model, not a curated record
CUGCUGGCCCGGUAUAAAACCCUGUGCAGGGCAGGAGACCCAUCAGACAUACGCACUGUUAUUCUGAGAGAGGCACAGAGAGACAGAGACUUAGCAUCAGCAUAUCAUUAUCAAUCAAGUGGGAAAAUAAACAAGGCCGUCGAGAGCUGCCUCUUUCUCCUUCAACGAUUGACUGGAAUUAACUAUCUUACAUUUCCACCCGGGAUUUCAUUCACGCUUCUCCAAGGGGAUCCUUCUGCUGAGGAUUACUUUACACCGUAAAACUUUUUUCUUUUUUUUCUCUCUGUCAAAAACUCGUUACUCGUAUGGAAAAAUAGAGGGGCAGAAGGCAGACGCACCAAAGGAAAAGUUUCACUUGAUCUUCCCUCCUGCGCUUCAAGAGUUCACCUUGACUGUGACAUACCGGAAAGCCUUCUUUUUUAAACUUUCUUCAUGAUUGUUUGAGUCGGGCUACACGGACCUGUAGAGCUUUCACUGCUUGUUGAAGGGCUGUCAACACAAUGGGACGCCUGUGUCUGCUCCUGGUUGUCACUCUCUCCCUACUCACCUGCCAGGUUUUGUGCUCCGGAAUGUUUGAGCUGAAGCUGCAGGAGUUUCUCAACAAGAAAGGGAUACCGGGGAACUCCAACUGCUGCCCCGGUGGCUCUGCUCAUCCGCAGGGCCAACACCAGCAGUGUGAGUGUAAGACUUUCUUUCGGGUUUGUCUGAAGCAUUACCAGGCCAACGUCUCCCCCGAGCCUCCCUGCACCUACGGCGGUGCUGUGACUCCCGUCCUCGGCUCCAAUUCCUUCCAGGUGCCGGAGACCAACGCGGACAGCUUCACCAACCCAAUCCGCUUCCCCUUCGGCUUCACAUGGCCGGGGACGUUUUCACUGAUCAUUGAAGCUCUGCACACUGACUCCCUGGACGACCUGACAACAGACAACCCAGAGCGUCUGAUCAGUAGGAUCACCACUCAGCGUCACCUCACUGUGGGAGAAGAAUGGUACAAGGAUAUGCAGACAAGCGGCAGAACUGAGCUGCGUUACGCCUAUCGCUUCUUGUGUGAUGAGCACUACUAUGGCGACGGCUGCUCUGUCUUUUGCCGGCCCAGAGACGAUGCUUUUGGCCACUUCACCUGCGGCGAGCGCGGGGAGAUCAUAUGCAACUCUGGCUGGAAGGGACAUUACUGCACUGAACCAAUCUGUCUUCCUGGCUGUGAUGAAGAACACGGCUUUUGUGAAAAACCUGGAGAGUGCAAGUGUCGUGUGGGCUUCAGUGGGCGUUACUGUGAUGACUGUAUCCGUUACCCAGGCUGUCUCCAUGGCACCUGCCAACAGCCCUGGCAAUGUAACUGUCAGGAGGGAUGGGGUGGUCUCUUCUGCAACCAGGAUCUGAACUAUUGUACACACCAUAAGCCCUGUCUUAAUGGAGCCACCUGUACCAACACAGGUCAGGGCAGCUACACUUGCUCCUGUCUGCCUGGAUACACAGGUGCCAGCUGUGAGGUUCAGGUCAACGAGUGUUCUGGAAAUCCCUGUCGCAACGGAGGCAGCUGCACUGACAACGAUAACAGCUAUAAGUGCACUUGCCCACCUGGUUUCUAUGGCAACAACUGUGAGUUAAGUGCCAAUACCUGUGCAGAUGGGCCUUGCUUCAAUGACGGGCGUUGUGCAGACAAUCCUGAAGGUGGCUACUUCUGUCAGUGCCCGAUGGGAUACGCUGGCUUCAACUGCGAGAAGAAAAUUGACCACUGCUCCUCCAACCCCUGUUUAAACGGUGCAGAAUGUGUGGAUCUGGUGAACUCCUACCUCUGUCAGUGUCCUGAAGGAUAUUCAGGUCCUAUCUGUGAGGACAGCAGCAGUGUCUCUGGAUACUGUCUGUCCUUCCCUUGUCAGAACGGUGGGACGUGUCAGGAAGGAGUGAACAGCUACACCUGUACCUGCCCUCCAGGAUAUACUGGUGAAAACUGCAGCACCCCCAUCUCCCGCUGCCAUCACAACCCCUGCCACAAUGGAGCAACCUGCCAUGAGCGUGGUGGUCGUUAUGUGUGCGCCUGUGUGCCUGGCUACGGCGGUCACAACUGCCAGUUCCUCUUACCAGAGGCUCCCAGGGGUCAGCCAGUGGUGGAUGGACCGGAUCGACGAUAUUCUUCCCCAGAAAAUGAAAAUGUUGAGGACGAGGAGGAUGACGACAGUGGAUUCCCCUGGACGGCCGUGUGUGCCGGCGUCUUCCUCGUUCUUGUGAUCCUGAUCGGCUGCUCAGUACUGGUGGUCUACAUUCGGGUCAAACUGCAGGAGAGUCACAGUCACCAUGGCGACAGUGUCCACAGCGAAAGCCACGAGACCAUGAACAAUCUGACGACCACCAACAAUUGUCUCCGUAGUGACAAGGAACUGGGCACUGUGAUGACAACGUCCAUAAAAAACACCAACAAGAAGGUGGAUUACCAUUCGGACCUCUCUGGAUCACUGGGUGGUCUGAGUGGAAUCAGCGGGCUCAACGGAUCAGAGAAGAACGGCUUUAAGACUCGCUACCCCAGUGUGGAGUACAACCUGGUCCAUGAGCUCCGGCCUGAGGAGCUGCCACUGUGUAAAGAAGAGGAGCGUGAUGAGCCAGUGGUUAAUUGUGAAAUGCUAGAUGAGUCCGACUCGGAGGAAAGAUACAGGAAGAGACAAAACAGUGACGCAUCAGAAAUGAAACAAGUAGAAGAGUCACCAGGCUGCAGCGAAGUAAAAUAUCAGUCAUCAAGCGAGUUGAACUAUCACGCAGCAAGUGAUCUUAAAUGUCACUCAACCAGUGACGUCAAAUACCAGUCAACCAGUGAUGUUGAAUACCACAGUCCCAGUGACAGCAGGUACCAGUGUACCAACGACACCAAAUACCAGUCCGUCUACGUCAUGUCGGACCAAAAAGAUGAAUGUAUCAUCGCUACAGAGGUAUGAUACCAGUCCAGACCAGAUCAGACCAGUUUCCUGUGGUUGAUGGCGGUCCACACACACCAGCCCUGAGCAGUAGAGCUCAGCUUGUCUCCAGGAGGUUUUACUCCUGCUGUUUGCUGCUGUUCCCUGGGAUUUACCGGAGGACUUUGAGCCAAGGUGCUGCUGAGCCAGCGCAGAGUCAGUACCGACUUGGCAAGGACUUAGUACUACAGUAGUACUAUGGGUGAAUACUUGACAUUUUCGACCUGCGAUUGAUGUUAGGUCUAAUGCUGACUCAGUGCUAUGGAUGAAGUACUAGAAGACAGUGCUAGCACUCGUACGAACUUUGUACAGAAGCAGUGCUGAAUGAGUACUCAUGCAGCUGUGGAAGAUUUACUGCUUGUACCAGGAGGAACAAUGGAGUAUUGACUUUAAUGUUGACCGAUGAUAUUGUAGUACCAUGGACUACUGGUUAAAUGAACAGUGUAGUACCUUCGGAGUACUGAGAACUUUUUAAGUACUGUUGUGGUACUGUUAUGUGCUGUGGUUUUACAAUGCAGUGUAAAAGCUGUCAUGGAUAUUGGACAGUUCAUGUUCUGUGCAGUGCUGCAGAGUAAAGGAUGACGUAAUAGUAGUAGUCCCUGUACUUCAUUUUUAGUACUGCUGUACUGUAUUUAUCGUUAAAAAUGUAUUCAAAUCUCAAUUGGAGCUUUCCUGACAAAACAAAAUCAAAAAUAAAAACAGUGGGACUUCUACAGCAGCUGUACAUCUUUAACCCUGCAGCACUGACAGAGACAGUGUUGGCUGAGCUGGUUCUCAGCAGAAAAUAGAGAACUGAAGACUCCAGUAGUGACUGCAGAUCGAUCCAACAUGGAUCCUGUUGGGCCAUACUGGCCCCCUGACCCCUGAAGGUUGAGAUACAAAGGGCAAUGUAAUGGGCAGGGCAACUUUUAAAACACAACAAUCAGUGUAAGAUAACAAACAAAGGAAGAGACGGUGAAACAAAUCAGACAAAACAUAAGGGAAGUGUAAUCAUCCAAUACAUAUUUUUUCCUGGCAGCUCCAUUGGCCACAAUGUAUUGACAAAAUUAGCUGAAAGAAGUUGCAAAAUUUUCCUCUGAGGAUACUGUUGUGUUUUCAAGUAAACCAAGCUAUAAAAGACUAGUCUUAACUGCCAAGGCCUCAUUGCACUAUGGAGGUGUGCAUGUGUGUGUGUGUGUGUGUGUGUGUGUGUGUGUGUGUGUGUGUGUGUGUGUGUGUGUGUGUGUACAGAAGAGGUGAUGAUACCUGUGUGUGGUGUCACAUGUAUGCACUGCCCACUCCUGCUCCCUUCAUUCCCAGUCUUCCACUAUUAGCCAAUCGUAGGACACCAUCACCCCGCCUGCCAUUGGUUAGGAUCAUUUGUUUUAUUUGUUAUCUAAAGAAAGAUGUAUUCUUUUAAUUUAAUUAUGUAAUUAUUUGUGUUCCAUCUUGUUGUGAUUUUGUUUUGUUAAACCUGUUAUAAUUUAAGUUUUUAUUUGGCAGAUAAUGUAUGUAUGUAAGUAUGUAUGUAUGCAUGUAUGUGUUAGGCACUUGAGACCCCUGUGACUGUGUUGUAUUUAAGAGAUAAGUCGUAUGUACAGAGCCUGUCAUUUUUAUUACUGGAAACAGCGCAAUAUUUUUCCAAAAUAAAAGAGGAAUGAAAUAUA